Rubroshorea leprosula is the source of this 868-nucleotide messenger RNA. Lineage: Eukaryota; Viridiplantae; Streptophyta; Magnoliopsida; Malvales; Dipterocarpaceae. The record is from the annotation of a GenBank genome assembly.
AACAAAAUCCCAAACCCACAAAACAAGACAGAAGGUAUUCAAUUCCAAUUGCUGUUACCGUUCCGUCAUUGAUCUUUUUGUUUCUUUCGAGUGUGAUUUUGAAGAAUGCACGGGAGAAAGGCGUACCAGCUAGUGAAAGAAUUCGCCAGUGGCGAAAAGGGGCAGCUCAAGCCUUUCAAUAGGGAGCUAUUUGGGAGAGUACUUGAAGAAUGCAAUGAACACCAUGGUGCACUUCAGUCCUUGAUAAGGAAAAUGCAGGAAGAGGGACUGGACGUCCAAACUGCUAGAAAUGCUGACCACUAUGGAGCGCUUAUCCAUCAUCUCUCUCUAACUCGAAACAAACGUUGCCUAAUGGCUUAUAUGUAUAAUCGAGCUGAAAUCAUACGAGUUUUGGCAUGGAAGGUGGGGUUGCUUCAUGAACUUCCAGAAGAAAUUCAAGAGAAGCUUAGUGACUCUGAGGAAGAGUACUUCAAAGAUCAUGCUAAAACUUUGAAAUCAUACAUGUCUCAGAUGGGCCUUGAUGUGAAUGUGGACAUGGUGCCUCCAAAAGAUCCCUACAUAAAGGUGAGAGUUCUUGAAGAUGUGGGUGGUGGAAUAAUUCUCAGUGACAAAUCAGCCAAUUUUGCACGCCACUCAAUGCACUUUCUGAAACGAACAGAUGCUGAGCAAUACAUUGCACGGGGCUUAAUGGAGGAGUUAACAAGCUGAUCUGAAAUAUAUCUUUCUUUAGCGCCUCUACCUUGAGUAUAAUCACAUUUUCUUGUCAUGUGCAUAGUGCAGUCAUCGCAAUAGCUCAGUAGUAAACACUCGUUCUUAUGCUUAAUGUGAAUUUUAGGAGAUAUAACUUGAAUGAAACAAUGGAAAUGAG